AGACGCUUGUGAGGUUAGCAAAAUGCCGCCAAAAAAGAAUGCAGCUCAAGAAACCAAAAGUUCCGGAGAAAGCGUUUCAAAAAUGACGCUGAGGGAACGUAAACCGUCAACACAAGCGCCAAUCAAUAAUAAACCCAAAAAAGUAAGUGCAAAAAAGCGAAAGGCGAAAGAAGAAAUCAAAGCUGUAACACCCAAGAAGAGGGAGGUUGAUACCGAAGUCGACAAUGAUUUAAGUUCCAAAUCCGAAACAAUUUACGAAUUCAAAGCAAAAACUAAUAGCGGCGAGGAAGUACCUUUGUCUAAAUAUGAGGGACAUGUGUGUAUUAUAGUAAAUGUAGCAUCAAAAUGUGGUUACACCAAAUCAAAUUAUGAACAGCUGGUUGAGUUAUAUAAUAAGUAUAGCAAAGAUAAAGGCCUCAGGAUCCUUGCAUUUCCUUGUAAUCAGUUCGGUUCUCAGGAACCUGGCGAUUCUGAAAAAAUUUGUGAUUUUGCUAAAAAGCGAAAAGUUACCUUUGACUUGUUCGAAAAAAUUACCGUUAAUGGUAAAACGGCGCAUCCUUUGUGGAAAUUCUUAAAAUUGCAAAAGGACGGUCCAAAGGGUGAAGACAUUGACUGGAAUUUUACCAAGUUUCUUAUUAACAAGAAGGGCGAGGUUGUGGAACGAUACAAAUCUUCUGUGCAGCCCAAGACGCUUGUUAAAGAACUGGAAAAACUUUGGUAGCUUUAGGUUGCGGUUUCAUUUUCUUUUGUAACGUAAAUGUUUAUAUAUUAUUUAUUUUUUUGUUGUUUCCAAAUACUUUAAUAUUUGUUUUCUGGUUUAAUAAUAAAUAAA
Messenger RNA from Cylas formicarius (sweet potato weevil), 832 nucleotides. RefSeq lists its product as uncharacterized. NCBI's taxonomy places the organism in Eukaryota, Metazoa, Arthropoda, Insecta, Coleoptera, Brentidae. Gene Ontology annotation, molecular function: glutathione peroxidase activity. Gene Ontology annotation, biological process: response to oxidative stress. The record is from RefSeq and is a predicted model, not a curated record. The transcript has a single exon. Bases 23 to 721 code for a protein of 232 amino acids.